AUGGCAGAAAAUACAACCACAGCCUAUGGAUUUCAGAAGAAUACUUUUAGCAUCUCUGAUAUAGUUGUGAUCGUUGCUUAUUUUAUACUUAAUGUUGCAGUAGGAAUAUGGUCUUCUUGUCGUGUCAACAGGAAUACACUCAGUGGCUAUUUCCUCGCUGGAAGGAACAUGGCUUGGUGGCCGAUUGGGGCUUCCCUCUUUGCUAGCAGUGAGGGUUCUGGACUCUUUAUUGGUCUGGCAGGGUCUGGCGCAGCAGGAGGAAUCGCAGUGGCUGGAUUUGAAUGGAAUGCUACGUAUGUCCUUUUGGCACUGGCAUGGAUCUUUGUACCAGUAUAUAUAUCGUCUGGCAUUGUGACUAUGCCUGAAUAUCUUCAGAGGAGAUUUGGAGGAGAGCGGAUACGUAUGUACCUGUCAGCCCUAUCACUUUUGCUGUCAAUUUUCACCAAGAUUUCAACAGAUUUGUAUUCGGGGGCCUUAUUUGUGCAAGUAUGCCUUGGAUGGAACCUCUAUCUCUCCACGGUUCUGAUGCUGGGGGUUACAGCACUCUAUACCAUAGCAGGUGGUUUGGCUGCAGUGAUUUAUACAGAUGCUCUGCAAACCUUUAUCAUGAUCAUUGGAGCUGUGAUACUAACUGUUACAGCUUUUAACAAGAUUGGUGGGUACCACAACCUUGAAGAAGUUUACCAGAAAGCAAUUCCAUCGAAGAUCAUACCCAAUACAACGUGCCACCUUCCAAGGGCCGACGCAAUGCACCUUUUUCGAGAUCCAGUCAGUGGAGACCUCCCAUGGACUGGCAUGACAUUUGGCUUAACUAUCCUAGCCACUUGGUACUGGUGCACCGAUCAGGUCAUCGUACAGAGAUCCUUAUCAGCGAAGAACCUGAGCCAUGCAAAGGGAGGUUCAAUAUUAGCGAGUUACUUAAAAAUGUUACCCGUAAUCUUCAUCAUAAUACCUGGAAUGAUAAGCCGCGCACUCUAUCCAGAUGCUGUGGGUUGUGUCGAUCCUGAGGAAUGUAUUAAAGUUUGUGGAGCAGAGGUGGGAUGUUCAAAUAUAGCAUAUCCAAAGCUGGUGAUCGAACUGAUGCCUAGUGGCCUGCGUGGGCUGAUGAUUGCAGUAAUGAUGGCAGCCCUCAUGUCAUCAUUAACGUCCAUCUUUAACAGCAGCAGCACACUCUUCACCAUUGACAUAUGGAAGAAAAUUCGGAAGAAUGCAAAUGAGCGAGAAUUACUACUAGUUGGGAGGAUUGUUACUGUGGUUCUAGUUGUGAUCAGUGUUGUAUGGAUUCCCAUUCUGCAAAACGCUAACAGUGGACAGCUAUAUAUUUAUAUUCAAUCUGUAACCAGCUAUCUUGCCCCACCUAUUACAGCAAUUUUCAUCCUAGGAGUUUUCUGGAAAAGAGCAAAUGAAGCAGGUGCAUUCUGGGGACUGAUGAUAGGACUAAUGGUCGGUUUAACCAGGAUGGCCUUAGAGUUUGUGUACCCAUCCCCUCGAUGUGGUGUCUAUGACCCAAGGCCUUCCGUUAUUAAGGAUGUUCAUUAUCUCCAUUUUGCUAUAAUUCUCUGCUCCUUGACUGCUGGGGUUGUUGUGGUGAUUAGUUUAUUGACAGAGCCACCCAAAGAAACACAGAUUGAAUCCCUUACGUGGUGGACCUUAGCCUCCGAUUUGGCUCUAGGAACCUCUGUGGGUAGCGGUGAAACUCCUCUUGAAAACCCUUUCUGGGCACGAUUUUGUUGUGUCAAUGCAAUUAUCCUCAUGUGUGUCAACAUCUUUUUCUAUGCCUAUUUUGCUUAAAGAAGUGCAGCUGCAUUUGGACUGGAUUCAUUCAGUUAAAGCCUUAUCCUUCUAGUCACUUAAUACUGUUUUAAGUUAAGAAAAUCUUCUAAAUUAAGAACAUUACAAACAAUCUAGCAAGUAUUUUUUUUAUCAUGGUACAUAUUUAUACAUUGAAAAUGUUAUGUUUUAAAUGUAGUACACUAACAUUUGUAAUAAAAAAAUGUUUAAAUGUAGCCUAAACCUCCUAUGUAUUAAACAGCUAUGGUCUGUUCCUGCAUUUAACAAAUACACAGUAUGAACCUU
Messenger RNA from Protopterus annectens (West African lungfish), 2076 nucleotides. RefSeq names its product solute carrier family 5 member 10 (gene SLC5A10). Gene Ontology annotation, molecular function: D-glucose:sodium symporter activity. Gene Ontology annotation, biological process: transmembrane transport. Bases 1 to 1791 code for a protein of 596 amino acids. The transcript is spliced from 19 exons. NCBI's taxonomy places the organism in Eukaryota, Metazoa, Chordata, Ceratodontiformes, Protopteridae. The record is from RefSeq and is a predicted model, not a curated record. Gene Ontology annotation, cellular component: plasma membrane.